AUGACAGAGCAUUUGCAUUUGCCUGCGGGUCCAUGGACCUCUGAGGAGAUCUUCCGCGCAAUAUCAACCCAUCCCCUCGAGAUCAAGACCGCCUACUCUGUCCUCGUCGCACCUCCCGCCCCAAUCACCCCUCUCCAAUCACCUCCAUCAUCCUCCUCUUCCUCCCGUACACCCCCCGCCUCCUCUUCCUCCAACAGAAGUCUCUCAUCCGCCGCGACACCACCGCCAGGCCCCCCACGCCGUCGUGAAGUCCAGCAACGCGUCACCCUCCGCGAGAACGAGACCAAAACUCUCUAUCUCACGCAGGCUUUCUCGCAGCAUUUCACAGAUAUCGAAUCGGCCCAUAAUGCCGCCCUGUUGAAUGCUCAGCAGUACCAGCACCGCCAGUUGAGGAGCCUCAGUUCCAGGACGAGGUCCAAGUCUGGCUCUGGACCCGAUUUGACGCUGCUCCCGGUUGCGCCUCCACCUGCCUCGUUGGUUACGUUGCAGGUCUCGAGUUCUACGACCCGGUUGUCGGAGAGGAGCGCUGUUCGCACCAUCGAGUUGUCUAUUACCCCGUCUCUUGACGCGGCUGACACGCACAUCUCGGAUGUCAUUACGCUCAAGUCUCUGACGGCGAGACAUAUAAGGUUGCCGCUGGAGGGGAAGAGCGCCUUGGCAAACGGGUACCAGUCCUGGAGCACAUCCUACCUCGGUGCAGAUGAGACCACCGUCUUUGAGAACCCCAACUGGUUAUACCACGAGCUGACCAAGUUGGCCUCGGGGUCUGAUCGUCAUAUCUUUGAGUACCCUGCUGCCAAGGGCAUGUUACACUCGAAUGUGGUUACUACCUUGAGGGACAAGUGCCUGGACCCCAACCGCAUUCCUCCUUCGCCCGCCGUUGCUAAUGCUGCUGCUGCUUCUGCCUUGAAGGCUGCUAUCAACCCCUUGUCGGUUAAAUCCCCGGCCACACCUGCGAGCACUCCGCUCACCUCGCGCAACAGCACUCUGAAUGGCAAGGCCGCCGUCACCAACAACAGCAGCACUGGAAGCAGCACCGGACCCCCCACCAGCGGUAACAGCACCAAGGCGCACGACACCAAGAAGGACGACGUUGAAGAGAAGAGGGAGUUUGAGCCUCGACCUGAGGAGUUGGUCCUCCUUGGAUCACUGUCGGAGGACAAGGCUUACUCGUACUUCCUCAUGGAUACCAACCGUGAUUCCCUCACCAUCCUCCAGGACUGUAAGGGCAAAAAGCUCAAGGCAAACGGCGAGAAAUGGGUCAUGAAAACAUUCAUCACCUGGGACACCAAAGACACCGCCGUCUGGGACGCAUACGCCGCAACAUGGACCUCCCACCUCGGCGACCGUCGCGCCAUCCGCAACUCGCUCACUCACCAGCUCUCGGGUUGGACAUCCUGGUACCUCCAUUACGAAAACAUUAACGAGCAGAUUAUUCAUCAGAAUCUGGAGCAUUAUGCGUCGACCUCGAGCCAUCAUGAGCACCAUGCGAGGUUGGAACAUGUCCAUGGGGGCAAGAGGGAGUGGCCUGGGAAGGUGUUCCAGAUUGAUGAUGGGUAUACGACGGUCGGGGACUGGUUGGAUUAUGAUAGGAGCAAGUUCCCUGGGGGCAUGGAGGCUAUUGCGAGGGCGAUUCGGGAGAAGGGUCUGACCCCAGGGAUUUGGUUGGCGCCGUUUUUGGUGUCGAAAAAGUCCAAGAUUGCGAGGGAUAAGCCCCAUUGGUUGGCACAGCAGCCUUGGCCGCCUACGUCGAACCGUCGCGAUGGAACCAGCAACGAUGGGGAUGAUUCGGAUGAUGAUCUGAGUGGCCUUGGAUGCUGUGGAGGUGGUAUCAACACCGGUCGUCCUGGGUCCUCUCGCCCCGUCCACGCCCACCCUGCCUUCUCUGUCGGUGCUUAUCUGUUGGAUCUCGAGAACCCUGAAGUCCGUGAGUACCUCGCCAACGUCUUCCGAGUUAUCGUCCAAGAAUGGGGCUUCAAGAUGCUCAAGCUCGAUUUCCUCUUUGGCGCCGCCCUCCUAGCCCGGAACGGUAAAACCCGCGGUCAACUCAUGUACGAAGCCAUGCAAAUGGUUCGCGACUGGGCCGGUCCUGACACCAUCCUCCUUGGCUGCGGUGUCCCCCUCGGUGCGAGCUUCAACCUCGUCGAUUUCUGUCGGAUCGGCUCAGAUGUCGGACCCGAAUGGGACACAAUGCAACGCUACUUCCAUGACCGCGAAUACAUCUCCUGCAAGAACUCCCUCACCUCGACCUUAUCCCGGUGGGCAUUGUCCGGCCGGUUCUUUGGGAACGACCCAGACGUCUACUUUAUCCGGGACUGGAAGAUGGGUCUCAACAUCACCGAGCGCCGCACUCUAAUCCUCCUCAACCAUCUCCUGGGCCACCUCGUCUUCACAUCCGACUACAUGGACCCCACAAAACUGAACGACGACCAGAAGCGCGUCCUGGACUCCUUCUUCCCCUGGCCAUCAACCCCAGGAUCCAUCGACCACCCCUCUACCCACUCGAUCCACCCCCUGGACCCACCCAAGAUCAUCCGCGUCCUCCAACCCAACCCCACCGUCAAGGACCUCUACCUCAUCCAAGUCGCCCACAACUCCAAAACCUACAUCAUCGCCACAAACCUCUCCACCAAACGCCAAACCGUCCACCUCUCCGCCCUUGACCAAAUCAUCAUCCGUGAAUCCCCACCCCCACCACUCCACCUCCUCCCAACCUCUCCCCAAACCUCAGCCCGCACAGGUGGAGCAUCCAAACACUCCCUCUUUGGCAACUCCACGGCUUCCCUCCUCUCCUCAUCCUCAACCUUCCUCCUCUUCACCCCUUUGACAACAUCAACCUACUUCCAAACCGAAACCGGUCAAUUCGGAUCCGCAGCCGCAGCAUACUCUCUGGACCCCCACGAAUCCUGUGUCUUCCUCCGCGUCCUCGACAACUACAACCAACUCUGCACAUCCGCCACAACCUCCACAAUUCCAAUCCCCCCACGCGAAAACCUCUCUGUCAUCGAAAUCCUCGACAUCCAGGACCCCCUGCCCUCCCAUACCCACAACAACAACAACACCAACAACACCAGCCACGCCCACUCAACCUCCACAGCCUCAACCACAACGAUCACAACCACCACAACAGAACAAGAAGAGCACCACCGCAAACACAUCCUCCAAAAGGCCGGCUCACUCUACACCUCCCACAAACACCUCUUCCCAGCCCACCCGCAAGUCCACAUCCUCGCCACAAGCGGAGGCCACAUCCUGCCAACCUCCGAGAUCGAAGCCCUCUCCUUCGUCAACCCACAGAACCCAGAUAUCCACGAACUGUCCAUCAAAUGGCGCGGGAACUUCUUCCCCCGUCGCGUGACCCUCUGGUUGGCUUGGAAGGUGAACCACGACCACCCCAACAAGUAUCAUAAGCGGCCUUGGCUCGUCAAUGGUGUUCAGGCCCCGAUCACAAAUAUUCUGCAAGGAACGGGACUCCAGGUCGCCAGCGUCACCUUGAACGUUUGA
This is a messenger RNA of Linnemannia hyalina, 3504 nucleotides long. NCBI's taxonomy places the organism in Eukaryota, Fungi, Mortierellomycota, Mortierellomycetes, Mortierellales, Mortierellaceae. The record is from the annotation of a GenBank genome assembly.